GCUCGCGUGCAGCCCCUCAGUCUUUAUAAAUACAACCAGAGGCGUCGCUGAAGUAGGUUCACUUUGGCUAACGAAUACAAGUCAACGAAGGACGUUUGUCAUCGUUAAACUGCUCGGAGGUUUGCCAGGAGAAGGCGGGACUUGGUUUCGACUGUUUUCUUGUGGAACUAGUAAAUGUGAAGAUGCCAGCCGGUACUUUGGAACGGACUUCUUCAUCCGUGGUCGCUGCUACCCCGAGCGGAAACUCCACUCCUGAGAAAGCGCGGAGUCAGACAGGGAGCAGAAAGUCUUCCAAGCCAAUUAUGGAAAAGCGAAGACGAGCGAGAAUCAACGAGAGUCUGGGCCACCUGAAGACGCUCAUUUUGGACGCACUCAAGAAAGAUAGCUCCAGACACUCCAAACUAGAGAAGGCAGAUAUCCUUGAGAUGACUGUGAAACACCUCAGGAACCUCCAGCGACUUCAGAUGACAGCCGCUGUGAGCACAGAUCCAUCCAUCCUGGCUAAAUACAGAGCCGGCUUCAGCGAAUGCAUGGGAGAGGUCACCCGCUUCCUGUCUACAUGCGAAGAGGUGAACUCAGAGGUGAGGAGCCGUCUCCUCAGCCACCUGACGGGCUGCGUCUCCCAGAUGAACGGCGUAAACUUCUACACGCCCCACCCAAGCCCGCUAGGACUUGGACAGACUGGAGCCCAGAUUGCCGCGGCUCCUACCCCUCAGGUUCCUUGCAAAAGCAGCUCACAGAUGCGAAACCUUCCGGAAAACAUGAAGCUUCACGGCGCCUUCCAGGUGGUGCCAACCCCGGAUGGACACUUUGCCUUUCUUGUUCCCAGUGCAGCUCUCACGCCUCUGGGCGCACAAAGCAGCCAUUAUAUGUCUCCUUGUGCACGCCCGGUCACCUCAGACUCUGUGUGGAGACCCUGGUAGUACCUCAGUGCGACAGUUCUGUGUGGAAAAAUGGCACAAAUGUACUUAAUUUUUUAAUUAUGUUUUGUAAAUUUACUUGAGAGAAUAAUGUUUACAUGUUUCUUUUUCCUAAAAGAAAGUUUUCCCAUUUGAUGUGAUCUAUUUUGUUAUAUGGCACAAUUUGUUAGCCUCACGAGGUUCUUGAUAAGCACUGUAUU
Messenger RNA from Dunckerocampus dactyliophorus (ringed pipefish), 1120 nucleotides. Its product is annotated as transcription factor HES-1-A-like. NCBI's taxonomy places the organism in Eukaryota, Metazoa, Chordata, Actinopteri, Syngnathiformes, Syngnathidae. The coding region runs from base 183 to 923 and encodes 246 amino acids. The record is from RefSeq and is a predicted model, not a curated record. The transcript is spliced from 4 exons. Gene Ontology annotation, cellular component: nucleus. Gene Ontology annotation, biological process: anterior/posterior pattern specification; regulation of neurogenesis; regulation of transcription by RNA polymerase II. Gene Ontology annotation, molecular function: DNA-binding transcription factor activity, RNA polymerase II-specific; protein dimerization activity; RNA polymerase II cis-regulatory region sequence-specific DNA binding.